AUGUUGCCGAACAGUCUAGAAUCAUUCCGUGACGAGAAAAGUAGUGCAGUGUUUGGUCGCCGUUAAGUAAUUUUUUGAGAAAAAAUCCAUACAAUAAAAACACAAUUAAAUUAUAUUUUCAAAAAGAUAGUUCUGCAGGAAAGGUGCAGUAGAGUCAAUAACAGAUCAGUUGAUAUUCUGGGAAAAAUUUGAACACUCCGUAUUUUAAAAAAAUGGCCAAAUGGGGCGAAGGAGAUCCUCGCUGGAUUGUCGAGGAACGACCCGAUGCCACGAAUGUUAACAACUGGCACUGGACGGAGAAAAAUGCCACACCAUGGUCCAAAGACAAGCUGAAAGCCCUGCUGCAGGAUUUCGUUAUUGCCGAUUCUGGCCAAGAGUGCCAAAUUGUAGAAAUCGAAAAAAUGGAAGGUGAAGCCACUGCCAAUAACCGGAAAGGGAAGCUGAUAUUCUUUUUCGAGUGGAACAUCGUCCUCAAAUGGAAAGGCACCAUUGACGACGAGGAUGUAACCGGGAAGGUCACCAUUCCGAAUCUUUCGGAGGAGAACGAUGUGGACGAGGUAGAACUGACAGUUUCCGUGGAUUCUUCGAACAAUGCUUCGGAAAAGCUGAAGAUGUUUAUGUACAACAUCGGACGAGACAAACUGCGGAAGCAACUCGAUACCUACAUCAAAGAGCUGAAGAAGGACUUUGCCAAAGGACUUAUCCUGCCGAAGAAGGGCUCGGAACAGGAUGGGGUCACCGUAGUGAAACCGGACAAGGAAACCGUCUACGCCAGUGGUUUCAACAAGCAAAAAAUAGAACUACAGACUGUGAUUAGCGAACCGAAGGAUGUUGGCUGCAAGCUGGACGUUAAAACGCUGGAAACCGUUGAGCGGUUUCAGUGUCAGGCCAAUGAGCUUUAUGAUGCGCUUACCCGAACGGACAUGGUGACCGCAUUUACGCGAGGUCACGUAAAGCUGGAUCUCUACAAGGGUGGAGAGUUUGUCCUUUUUGGGGGUAACGUGAGCGGAAAAUAUGACGAUAUUGUCCCAAACAAGAAAAUAGCUCAAACUUGGCGAUUGAAGCAGUGGCCUGUUGGGCAUUAUUCCAAUGUUGUAAUGGAGCUCGAACAAAAGGAGGAUCAUACCGAGCUGAAACUCAUCCAAACGCUGAUCCCUUCGGCUGAGUUCGAAGCGACGAGAGCCAACUGGACCCGUUACUAUUGGGAUAGUAUCCGAUCCGCGUUCGGUUUCGGCAGUUUUCUAUAUUAACACCGACAGUACCGGCCGGGGAUGACGCUGAUCAGAUUUAAGAUACAGAACCAACCAAUGUGGUCGAGCGAAGCUAUUCACGUAGAUUAUUUUUUGUCACACAACAAAAAAAACAACUGUUCUAUCUACCUUAAACAUAGCAUAAAAGUUAGCCUUUGAAUAAUUGGAAUAUAGAAUGUUCAAUAAGCGGAAAAA
Messenger RNA from Armigeres subalbatus, 1445 nucleotides. RefSeq names its product activator of 90 kDa heat shock protein ATPase homolog 1. Gene Ontology annotation, biological process: protein folding; positive regulation of ATP-dependent activity. NCBI's taxonomy places the organism in Eukaryota, Metazoa, Arthropoda, Insecta, Diptera, Culicidae. Bases 213 to 1250 code for a protein of 345 amino acids. Gene Ontology annotation, cellular component: cytosol. The transcript is spliced from 4 exons. Gene Ontology annotation, molecular function: protein-folding chaperone binding; ATPase activator activity. The record is from RefSeq and is a predicted model, not a curated record.